Messenger RNA from Nomia melanderi (Alkali bee), 7927 nucleotides. RefSeq lists its product as uncharacterized. The record is from RefSeq and is a predicted model, not a curated record. Gene Ontology annotation, molecular function: RNA polymerase II cis-regulatory region sequence-specific DNA binding; DNA-binding transcription activator activity, RNA polymerase II-specific. Lineage: Eukaryota; Metazoa; Arthropoda; Insecta; Hymenoptera; Halictidae. Gene Ontology annotation, biological process: regulation of transcription by RNA polymerase II. Gene Ontology annotation, cellular component: nucleus.
CGGAGAGAAAUUGUCAGAAGCGCCGUGUCACUUCUCCGCGGUGAGGUAGGAUAGUCGUGACCCGUUCUCAUGGACCUUGCGCUCUCCCCCCUCCGUGGGUGCGUCGAUCUCGUGCGUGGCCGCGCUCUCCUGCCUGCCCCCUCCGUCCCGCCCUCGAACCGGUGACCCAAGUAUAUAUCCCCGCCCCUCCCUCUCCCCCUCCGUCGGUGCUCUCCAGGUAGGACCGUCUGCUUGAGGUCCCCCGGCAGUGCGGCCUGCUUCCGUCAGCGACACGAGUCCUUUACUCGACAGUCGUCCUUCGUACGCGACGCAUCGCCAGCGAGAGCACCAAGAGCGGUGCCCAAGUGUGACACUCUUCAUCGGUCGGGGUUCUCUCUGAUAUCAUAUUCGCAUCCUCCGCGGUGUGAUGUGAGGACACGCGACAGCGACGAGUUCUCGUCAUCGCUGAACGGACAGCUCGAUCGUUUGUUAGGAGGUAGCGGCUCUCGGGAGCCAAGAGAUAUAUUUCAACCCUUCGAGGAUCAUCUUGGUUAGACACACCGAGGGUCCUUGAUGAGGCUGCCACUGCUGUAACCCGGGUCCAGCGAGAUCCCAAGACUAUUGUUGACAGUGGUAUACCCGUCUUUCGUGUUCAGUGCUGCGUGGCGCGUUUGUUUGGGUGUGAAGUGCCGGGACCGACCUUGAGGCUUCAUGACUUGCCUACGGCGUUGACGACAUCCGACCAUGGAUUACUCGAAAGUUACACUUAAGAGCGGACACGACCACGGACUCAACGAGGCUCAAGCUGAUGUAGCAUCGCCGCCAUCUAGCGUUGAGUUAACAGAGAACACGCAUCCCUGCCCGGCGUGUCCUACGGUCCUGCAGAGCUCCAGGGACCUGACGAACCACCUGCGCGGCCACAACUCGCCCCGCAGCACGGACUGCAGCGGCGAAGAGGACCACUGCUGCGGCGUGUGCAACAAGGUGCUGAGCUCGGCAAGUUCGCUCGACAGGCACGUGCUGGUACACUCUGGCGAGCGGCCGUUUAAAUGUAAAUACUGCGACAUGGCGUUCACGACGAACGGCAACAUGAACCGGCACCUGAGGACCGCGCACCGGUCCACCUCGCCGCAGAGCUACACGGACUCCGAGAGCAGCAACACAGACUCGGAGAGGCCACCGAAGAGGCGGCACAUCGAAGAGUUCAACAACAACGAGGUCGCGAAAGGGAACUCCCCGGACUACAUCGACCGCCAAGAGAAGCCCGGCAACCUGAAGCGCAAGAGCUCGGACUGCCUGGCCGACAGCGACGGCCACAAGAGGCACAAGAUCCUCUUGAACAACUCGCGCGCUGAGAUCAGAGCCAGGCCGGACGAAAACCAGAACGCGUACAACUGCCAGGUAUGCGGCAGGCAGGAUUUCGCGACCAGCGCGCUCCUCGAGGCGCACCUGGAGCGCUGCCACCCCGAGUUCCCGGCGAAAUGCGAGUCCUGCAACCUGUCCUUCAAGAACCACCGGGUGCUGAACCUGCACAGGUUCAUGAUCCACUUCGCGGACCACUCGACCGGGAACACCGCGAGGAACCUGCGCAACUCGGUGGUCGGGUUCAACGAUCUGACGUUCGUCGACUUCUCGUCGGACAAGUUCCCGGCGAUCGCGAGGGCGGUCUGCGAGCAAUCCCUCCACCGUCCGGCGUCCGGGGAGGUAGCCAAGUUCCAGUGCUCCAAGUGUCUGCGAGCGUUCCCGUGCAGAUCGGCGUUGGACUCGCACGAGAUCGACUGCGGCACCAACAUCGCGCAGACUAGGGUGACCGACGACAGCCAGUCGAGGAGGGACGACUUCUUCGCUGGCCUCGACCUGCAGAACAAGUCCGCGCUGACGGAGGCGAAAGAGGGCAAGGACCUGGCCGACAUUCAGAGCAUCAUCUCGGUCACGUCCGGCCCGAUCCUGCAGAACUUCCCCAGGUCGGACGCGAGCACGCCCGAGAGCGCCAUCAAGUUCAGCCAGAGGGCGAGCUCCUCGGGAUCGUCGGGCACCGCGUCCUCCGAGUAUCACGAGGAGGAAGCCCAAGACGCGUUCGCCGCGGAGUUCCGCAAGAUGAAGCUGAAGGGCGAGUUCCCGUGUCGGCUGUGCACCGCGAUAUUCCCGAACCUGCGGGCGCUGAAGGGGCACAACAGGGCGCACAUGGGCGUCGCCCCCGGGAUGCCGUAUCCCUGCAACAUGUGUCCGUACACGAGCACGGACAAGAACACGCUGGUGAGACACCUGAGGUCGCACAACGGGGACCGUCCGUACGAGUGCUCGCUGUGCAAGUACGCGUUCACCACGAAGGCGAACUGCGAGCGGCACGUUCGGAACAGGCACGGCAAGCUGACCAGGGAGGACAUCAAGAGCGUGCUGAUCUACCACCCGAACGAGGACUCGACGGCCGAGAGCGUGGAGAGGAGUUCGUCGCGGGUGACGAAAGACGACGCGAGGAAGACCCUGGUCUACCCGGCCGACCGCGACGAGUUGCAGCACCAGGCGCAGGUGCACUACCCCUCGGCGCCGAUGGAGGGCCGCGGGGAGAUCAGAAUAAUCGAGGAGGCGAAGCUCCACGGCGCGUUGUCCAUGUGCUACGAGGCGGGCGACGCGUUCGGGAGACCCGGCCAGGCGAUGGAGCUGGCGCAGCGGAGCGCGGACGACGGGAAGUCCGCGACGGACGCCAGGCUGGACUACGCGAAGAUAGAGGAGGACGUAGAGUCCAGGUCGUCGGAGGGUAGCGUGUCUCUAGUCAAUGAUGCCAAAUCAGACUCGCACCAAAGAAUUCAGGCUAGUCCGAUGAACCUGAAGAAGAGUUCAGCGUCCGAGGGGGCCGGUGAGGACGGGCCCCUGGACUUGUCGAUGGACGUCCUGGACCUUAGCAAGAAGUCCAAGGAGAAGGAGGACGGUGAGUACCUAGCCGGCCAGGAGCAGUACGGGAAGAGCCAGAAGGACCUGUACAGCGCCACCAGCCAGCUGUUGCUCACCGAGGCUCUGUUAAAGGCUGGACAGAGCAGCUCCCAGCCCACGUCGCUGGAGGCGUUGUACGCCAACGCCCACUUGAUCUACAGGAACUUCGGGUCGUUCCCUGGCGGCGUCGGGGCUGGGAUACUGCCGCCAUACUUGUUCAAUCCCCACAUGUUUGGACAAGAUUUCUCGAUGAAGGACAGGCUCCAGAAGGAGCUGGUCAGGGGUCUGCAGCUGACCAGCGGGGGCACCCUCGUGGAGCCGCCGAUCAGCGCCGGCGGGUUCAACGCGUACCCGCACGGCAGAGACAUGGGCGCGCAGUCGGCGAGCGAGCAGGCCGACUACGCGAAGCUGAUCUCGUCGAAGCUGGCGAGCAAGCCGGUCGUGAGCCGGGACAAGCCCGAGGGUACGUCUUCGUCGAACUCGGUGAAGAUGGUGAUCAAGAACGGGGUGCUGAUGCCGAAGCAGAAGCAGAGACGGUACAGGACCGAGAGGCCGUUCACCUGCGAGCACUGCUCCGCCAGGUUCACGCUGCGCAGCAACAUGGAGAGGCACAUCAAGCAACAGCACCCGCAGCACUGGAGCCAGAGACCCAGGGGCGGCCACUCGACCAGGGGCAGGCCACCCGCGAGUCACCCGACGCUGCUGCAGAACCUGACGCAACCCGCGUCCCAAGCGGCGCAGACGUACCCGAGCAUACUGCCGAAGACGGAGCAGUCGAGCGAGUACACGGCGAAACACCCGAUAUCGGACCAGGUGAAGUACGCGAUCCUGGCGCAGCAGCUGAAGGCCAACAAGGCCGAGGACAACGACUCCGAGGAGGAGCUGGUGAUCGACGAGGAUCCGCAGGACAAGGAUCAGGAUCCUCAGAAAGAGAAGACCACCAGUCUGCUCAGGGGUCAGCUGGAGGCUGCGGACCCGGUCGCGGAGGCCGGCAAGCCGGAGGCUGAAGAGGCUAAGGGCGACUCCACGAACACCGAGUCGGCGAACAGCGAGAACGCCAGCGACGAGGCUAAGCUGUCCGAAUCGGAGCAGCCGACGGAGGCCAGCGAGGCCGGCGACGACGCGAAGACGCUGGCCAAAGCGGAGCCCGCCGAGGACAAGACGGAGAAGAUGGAGGACGGCGCGACCGACUUGGCCAGCGUCUCGAAGCUGCUGGACAACGCGUCGCAGCAGUACCAGCAGUUCCAGCCGCAGUACCUCAGCGACGAGGAGGGCUUGGUGGCGUCCAACAGCGACUGCAACAACUCGGGCAGCGACGAGAAGUCGGACUCCGUGAACUCGGUGAACUCGGUCAGCAGUCCGUCGAAGAAGAAGCGCAAGAAGAAGAAGAAGUCCGCGUACUCGAUGGCGCCGAACCGAGUGAUCUGCCCGUACUGCGAGAGGCCGUUCCCGUGGACGUCCUCCCUGAGGAGGCACAUCCUCACGCACACCGGCCAGAAGCCGUACCAGUGCGUCCACUGCUCGCUGCUGUUCACCACCAAGUCGAACUGCGACCGCCACCUGCUGAGGAAGCACAAGGCGAACCCGAACAAGGUGCGCAGGGUUCGCAACUCGUCGUCGCCGGACAGCCAGCCCGUGACGGGCGGCAGCAACAACUCGUUCUCGAUGAGGAACGUACCCGAGCGGCCCUACAAGUGCAAUCAGUGCCCCAGCUCGACCUUCUCCACGCUGGGCAACCUGAAGAAGCACCGCUCGACGAAGCACCCGCGCAAGGCGAAGUCGAGGCCAGACUCUCCGUCCAGCGAGCCGCAGAACAGCCCUCAGGAGUGCUCGAAGCAGAACGAGCAGACCGACUACGACAGCCAGUCGUCGAGCAUCUCCGAGGGCAUCGAGGCGACGAUGCCCGCGCUGGCCAAGACCACGCCCAACACCUCGUCGUCCGCCAAUGACACGUCCAGGUCUAGACGGCUGUCGCCGAGGUCGUCGCCGGGGCCCAGCGACGUGCCGUUCAAGUGUCAUCUCUGCGACUGCGGAUUCUCCGAGCGGCAGGAAUGCCUGGAGCACAUCAAGGCGAACCACAAGAGGUCCUACGAGAUGCUGGUGGCCAAGGGCGCGUUGGAUAUGGACAUCGAUGCUGUGGAGGACCAGCAGCAGCCGCCACCGUCGCAGAAUCCCAGCGACGGCGAAGAGAAGAGAGGACGCUUCCCUGACUACAGUAACAGAAAGGUGGUCUGUGCUUUCUGCAUGAGGAGAUUCUGGUCUGCAGAGGACCUGCGCCGGCACAUGAGAACGCACACCGGCGAGCGGCCGUUCUCCUGCGACAUCUGCUGCAGAAGGUUCACGCUGAAGCACAGCAUGCUUCGGCACAGGAAGAAGCACGAGUCGGUCGACUCCACCAUGUACGUAGGUACCAGCGGCGACGAGGAAAACUCGCCUAUCCAACCGCCCACCAUAACCCCAAGAAGCCAACAGCAACCGCCCGUUCUAGUGGCGGCGAACUCUGGGAACCUGAGGGCGCAGGACAGGAUCUCGCUGCCGACCGUCGCCCCGGUCGCAACAGGAGACGCUGGUCCCGGCGGUCUGAUGAGGUUCAACCCCUACGAGAAGCUGACGACCUUGACCGGAAAGCUCGCCAGCAUCCCGCAGAACGUGAACCCCGAGACCAGUGAGAGCGCCGACAACGACCUGAUCUCGAACCUCCUCGGGAUAAGGGACAAGAAUUUCAUCGACCGCGUGCUCCAGGCGUCCGCCGACGACGCGGCGAAGCUUCUCGGAGUGAAACGCAGCCACGAGUAAGGCCGCACUCGACCGCUGCCCCGGACAUUACACGACCGUGCCUUAAACUGCUCGCCUCCAGCGCCAGAGGUUGAUCAACCGCGCGACUCGGUUGAUCCUUGGAUCGUUGGCCCGAGAUCUAAGAGAGCAGAUAGUCUUAAGUAAAAGGAAAUAUGUAAAUAUACCCGUGACCCACGCUGCUCCGUAUUGGGUCGUUUUAGUUGAUUUUAAUCUCGCGGAGACUCGUUUUUACUCUAGACGUAAGGAUAUGUAUAUAUUAUUUAUCCAUAUUUAUUUAGUGACGUAGUCUUCAUUGUUACUCGGUUCUGCGUUAUGGUAAUCGUAUCAACGAAUCGUGUCCCUUAGAGUCGAGUCUGUUAGGCUAGUUUCAACCGUAUUCUCUAUGUCUGGACAGUAAGUACCGUUCGAUGAUACGUUUGACCAACGCGACGAGAAUCGCGUCGAUAAUGAAAAGUACGUCACCAGUUCGUCGAAUAUUUAACAACGAAUCACGGAAAAGAUCUCAUCGGGUUCCCGCGUAAUGUAAAUAGCGUGCUGAGCGAGAACGAGUUCGGUUCGGAUGUGUCAGCGACGAAGCGUCAACUGCGUAGCCGAUAAUCGUUUUCAACGGUUCGCUCUCCGUCGGUAAUUUCGAAACGUGCUAGUGUAUAUAAACUGCGUCUACUUCUGUAUGUAUCUUUCAUCUCUCUAUCUGUAUAUAUCUCUAUCUCUAUUCCGCGUGGUGUACAUAUUAAUAUUAUUCGCGAGCGAGCGAGCGAGCAGAGACAAAACGACGGACGAAGAGGACAGACGAGACUGCGUCGACGGUUCGAACCAUGAAGAGGAGCGUCAAAAUGGACAGCACGUACACAACAUUCAGACAAUAUUCUGCUUUCCUCCAUCGGUUCGCGCCGAUAAAACCCAAAGAUACAUUUUACACAAUAAAUUAUGUUAGCCAUAUACGUAAAUACUAUUUAUUGUUCGUCGUGUAUUUAAAACCAGAGAUCUCGAGCCGAGGGACAGGGCGGGACCCGAUCGGUACGCGUCGCGUUCUGCUCUCUCGGCCGGGAACGUGUUAAGUCAAAACUGCUAAGAAGGAAACAUCGAUGAUAAUACGCAAAACAUAGAGCAAUAUAGAAAAUUUAUGAUAUACAAAAUAUAUAUAUACAUUCGAUUUAUAUUCCGUCGCGUAUAGAUAUACUUGUAUAUAGAUAGCCUAAUUGAACACUUGAGUAGGUCUAUGUUUCGCGUCGUGCAUAGUCCGUGUUAAGACGGUAUUUAACUGCAAUUGUACCAAAUAGUCGAGCCUCGGUUCCCUUGUAAUUGCGAAAUCGAACCGAGCCGAUAAAACGUUUCUAUUUCCUAUACAACCUCUCUCUCUCUCUACUUUCUUUCAAUAUUUCCUAAUUCCUUCUAUUUUCGUGCAAUUUCUUCGUUCACCCUUGUAAUUCUCUAUCCGAUAUUUUCCUUUGAUCUUCGAUUCUCCUCUAGAUCCUUCUCUAUCUUUAUCUCUGUCUCUAUCCUUUUAUCUCUGCGUCUUUAUUACUGUUACGUUUCUCUGUAUAAACUCACUGUAUUUAUUGUUUUAUAAUAAAAAAACCGACUGUGCAGAAAUCGUCGCAGGUUCAUAUGAAAUUGAGUUUUCAAGUUUACUCGGGGUGACUUUCAACGGUGCUCGAGGCUUUCCAAAAUACCCACAAUUUUUCUUUUUAGAUUACCCGGACUAGAAACAAUAACAUUCGCUUGGGGUGACUUUUUUUGACUAUUGACUAUUUUUUAGAGAACCUAGGCUCCAAACAAAAAUUCAUUUCAAGGAUCUUAUGGGAAUAUUCGUCGAGAAGUUGGAAUUAUUUUCUGGGCAAACUGGCGGGGUAAUUGCCCCCAUAAUUUUGAGGUUAACGGCGUUUCAGGGUCACGUAUAGGCGAUCCGAUGUCUUAUCGAUCGCGACACAAACACGACCGGACAGACCCGACCACGCUAAACGUGAUCGCGCCCAUGCGAACGAAUAGAAAUAGGAAAUAUUCGAAAACCGGAAUUCGAUGAUUGUGCUCGAUAUUACACGUAAACGAGGUCGCGCAAAUGUUUGGAUAUUUUUGUUGCUUGGAUUGUUCAUUAACCAAACGGAACGUAUAUUUUGAAAAAGAGAAAUCUAAACGCAAAUUAUUCGCCAUCUUUUAACACUAGAAUUAGGUCAAAAUGACUUAUCUCUGAUUUCUUAUAAUUACUGAAAAGGUAGAUACU